AUGCAUCAUGUUUCGUCAAGAGCAGACGGCAGAGGCUCAAUAUCGACAUACCAACAACAAGAGAGUGAAGAAGAUGGAAUGCUUCGACCUAGCGCACGGGAAAACACUCAAUCGCGUUGGGGCUCGGUAUCUACAGGUCUCGAGAGCAGGAGAGAUAGCGUCUUUUAUGGUAUUGACAAGGAUAUCCGUCUCGGGUCAAUCAAAAGACCGGAGGAGAUACAUUCUAUGGAUGACUUACAGCGAGUUAGGGACCUACGAAGCAGAGGAGAACAGUAUGUUAUACUAUACCUGCGUUCUGCACUGUCCGCAGUUGGGACGCUUGCAACAGACAUUACACGACGACUGGACUACACCUACUACGGGCUUCUGGAGAAAAUUGCAGCUCUCACUAUGACAAUCGUCUCCCUUCAGGAGCUAUCAGAUACGACGUCCAAACUUUUUGACGACUUCCAGCAGGAGACCACAGGCUUAGAGCACGAUAUCCGAAAACAAAUCGGUGAUCUCCAUGAAUUUCAACCCCAGGUGCAGAGAAUUGAGGCUUUAGAGGAACGGAUGAGAGCCAGCAAGACAAGGGCUAAAGCGCUCAGCAAUAGGCUGGAUGCAAUGAGGAGUGAGAUUGAAAGAUGGGACAAGCGGGAGAUGGAAUGGCAAAUGCGAACAAACCAACGACUACGUAUUUUCUGGGGCAUUAUCACAUCAGUUAUCCUAGCAGCCCUGGUUUUCAUCAUCCUCCAGCACUGGCCGAGUGAGGAGACAUCGUCUGGCUUUAAAGCUCUUCCGAGAUCCUUGAAACUCACAAAUAAUCCCUCUCACAUUCCUCACCCCAAGGAAAACGACGCAUUCUCACCAAGCUCGAGGAGCGAGUACGCGAUGACUCUAGAGUCAUCCAACCUCGAUGGCACGACAAGUACGGUUCAGAAAGAUCCAUCUACAUCAGUCGGGGCUGAUAAAGCUACAAGAUCGGCCGAUUAUGACCCUUUACGAAUAUUUGAUGAAUUAUGA
Molecule: messenger RNA, 1002 nt
Organism: Aspergillus nidulans FGSC A4
Lineage: Eukaryota; Fungi; Ascomycota; Eurotiomycetes; Eurotiales; Aspergillaceae
Exons: 2
Coding region: 1-1002 (333 amino acids)
Source: RefSeq, a predicted model, not a curated record